ACGUCAUGGCAAGUACUGGUGAAGUGAUAUCUGUGGACCUGCAACCGGCCACUCUGCUGUCGGUGAAGAGGGAAAAUGGUAUAGAAACCCGGGUGUAUAUAGCCCCCUGUUCGGAGCCAAGGAUUCCGGAGCCUCUGGCGGUGCAAAAGCCUCUAUCUUACCGCGACCAAAACACGCAGCUUUUCCACUGUACGUACUGUGGCAAUGGAAUUCGCACGGCCGGUGCCUUCAAGGUCCACAUGCUGGCCUGCGAGCGGCGCUUCGAGCAGAUGAAGAAGAAUGGGGUAUUGAUGCCCUCGAUGCAGUGCAGCAUUUGCCAGGGGACCUUUCCCACCGUGGCGGCCUUGAGAAGCCACAGGCUCCUCCACAACAGAACCAAACAAAAGUGCGAGUCCUGCCAUUUGGAGUACGAAACGGAGGUGGAAUAUCGUUCUCACUUGACGAGUUAUCUGAAGACCCCGAAAUCCAAGCAGGACUCCCCCGAGAAUGACGCUUUCACCGUCUCCAAGGCCUUCGAUUGCCUCUUCUGCCGGAAGGCCUUUGUGGCCCACUUUAAACGGGGUCAUGUGACCCGUCGCUAUGCCUGCGACAAAUGUGUCCAGCGACUGAGGAACCAGGAAGUGGAGAGAGCGCGAGCCGUGCCCCCCAAGAGGAAGGCCGAGUUGAGCUGCCACCGUUGUGGGCGGAUGUACAAGCUCGAGGGCUUCUUGAACCGUCAUUUAAAAUUCUGUCAGGGAGAGAUGGCCAAAAAGAAGGAAUAAUGAAUGUUGUAAAAUUAUGAUAUC
Molecule: messenger RNA, 785 nt
Organism: Drosophila biarmipes
Lineage: Eukaryota; Metazoa; Arthropoda; Insecta; Diptera; Drosophilidae
Product: zinc finger protein 99
Exons: 1
Coding region: 6-761 (251 amino acids)
Biological process (GO): regulation of transcription by RNA polymerase II
Cellular component (GO): nucleus
Molecular function (GO): DNA-binding transcription factor activity, RNA polymerase II-specific; RNA polymerase II transcription regulatory region sequence-specific DNA binding
Source: RefSeq, a predicted model, not a curated record